GACACUAUUGACGUACCUUUAAAUACAGCAGGGAUCUGAAAUUUGAAAAAGAAAUCGAACCUGAACUUGAUCGUCGGUAGAUCUUGCUUUAAACCCGACGAUGUUCCCCGACAAGAUCUUUGUCCCGACGGCACCGGUCGGCUGGACCCACAAACAACGAGGUGUCGACGAUGUCCUGCGUUCAGAUGACGUAAAACGUUGCACGUCAUCGCACGUUCCUCGCCUUGACGUGCUUAUGACGUCCACACGCCGACGUGCCUCGCGGCACGGUACGUCGGUUGGUGCCCGUCGAGCCACGAACGUCGGGCGGCGGAUGAUGGUGUCGGGCCUGGUGCUGCUGCUGGCGGUCUCGCCGGACCGGACUGCCGGGCUGGGGUCGGACGUGUCCGCCGUGGGGCCGCACACGUGGCAGACGCCGGGCUGCCACAGAAUCGGUCACACGCGCCGCAUCAGCGUCCCAAACUGCGUUGAGUUCGACAUCACGACAAACGCGUGUCGGGGAUACUGCGAGAGCUGGUCUGUGCUAUCCAACGGUCUCAGCCCAGCUGGUCUCUCAGAUGGAUAUGGUACCAAAUUCUCAGGUGGCUUCACUGACAACCUGCAGCCACGGAUCACGAGUGUGGGCCAGUGUUGCAACAUCAUGGAUUCCGAGGACCUUAAGGUGAAGGUCAUGUGUGUGGACGGUCCCCAGGAGUUGGUCUUCAAGUCUGCCAAAUCCUGCGCCUGCUUCCACUGCAAGAAAUAUUAGGUUAAACUGCAGGCUACACUGCAAAAUACACUGUAUGAUACACUGCAAACUGCAUUACAGGCUGCAGUGUAGGCUGCACUGCAGACUACACGGCCGGCGACACCGCUGUCAACGCUGCUUGUUACCCAGCCUUCAACACUGUUGCCUCUGUGUCAUUUACAUUUUCUUGCAUUAUUCAUUGCAACUUCAGAUUAUUGUACAAGGUUUUCUUGAUUGACCGAUAUACCAGGCAUUUCUCAAUCAGCAUCCUUGUUAUAGGUAUUCAUGAUGAAAGACUGGUUAUAGUAAUUAAUUAAUUCAAACGAGAUGUGCCAGUACCCUGGACUAACAAUCGCUCAUGUUGCCAAACGGAGAGAAAACGGCAAAAAUAGCCGCUGAUGGUGACAUGGUGACAUUGAGGGGCGUGUUUAUCUCAAAUUGUUUUCACUUGGGUAUCGACUACUAAUGACCAAUCAACUUUAUUGCAUUGUUCGACAAUUGUCCACUGACUAUAUCAACAAGCUGAACCGCUAAUAGGUUUAACCCGACUGAGAUCAGUUUAGAAAGAUCCCUUGAUUUAUUUAUCUCAGGGGAUCUCUCUGAGAUAAAUUAGGGGAUCUCAGGGGAUCUCUCUAUCUUUUUUAUUUAUUUAGAAAGAUCCCUCGAUUUAUACCGACUUAAAGGGAAGAGUGAGCACGGAGUUCGCAGCGUGGUACCAAUCACUGCGCAAACAAGCCCCUGCGUUAUAGUUCCAGGCACCGUGCAUGGCCACUCUGAUGCACCACCUUCAACGACUAGUCAUCCGAUCCCAAAAACCUCCAAGGAAAAUCUCGCAGCUAUUCUAUUAUUAAAGUUAAUAUAGUUAAGCCUAUACGUAACACUGUGCUGCAGUGGCAAGGCAAUGCAGACGUGGUGACGAUAUUAAUUUAAUUUGACAAUUUAAUUAUGUUAAAAAUCUGUACAAGAUAAUGAUCAGUGAAAAUGUGAACAUGAUUACUAAUUUGGAUAAUAUAACCUUGUAAACAUGAUCGUUAUUGACAUGACGAUAUAGUGGAGUGUAUUCUUAUGUUCAUGACAAAAAUAUA
Molecule: messenger RNA, 1812 nt
Organism: Hyalella azteca
Lineage: Eukaryota; Metazoa; Arthropoda; Malacostraca; Amphipoda; Hyalellidae
Gene: Gpa2
Exons: 3
Coding region: 101-748 (215 amino acids)
Biological process (GO): cell surface receptor signaling pathway
Molecular function (GO): hormone receptor binding
Source: RefSeq, a predicted model, not a curated record